Molecule: messenger RNA, 2392 nt
Organism: Notolabrus celidotus (New Zealand spotty)
Lineage: Eukaryota; Metazoa; Chordata; Actinopteri; Labriformes; Labridae
Product: mitochondrial coenzyme A transporter SLC25A42-like
Exons: 8
Coding region: 373-1359 (328 amino acids)
Biological process (GO): transmembrane transport
Cellular component (GO): mitochondrial inner membrane
Source: RefSeq, a predicted model, not a curated record
GUCCUAGUUUCUUUAAGACCUUCAAAAGCCCAAAUAAUCUUGUGCGCAGAACCAGGCAGUCGCAGAAUUUCCUCGCGGGCGUCGACUAUAAAUAGCCAACACUGUGCUGCAUCUUGACACCUGUCUUUUACAAUCACCUUCAGAAACGUAAACAACGACUGACAAGACGUGCAGAGACCUCGCAGCAAGUUUAAAGAUCGUCUGGCCAGCCUCCAGCGAGCAAAGGAGGAAUGUGUGCAAGACUCUGCAGGACAGAGUAGUGGUGCCUCGACGACCAGUAAACACGGGGUCCUCUUAAACACAGUCGAAGUGUGUCUCCCUGAAUGACUGACUGAGUAUCUGACAGCAUCGGGGAAUCUGUGAAGGGCACACAUGGCCCACAGCUUGAAAGACCACCAGAGCCGCCUGCCUGUGGCCCAGGCCACUGUGCUGGCUCUACCCGACUCAAGCCCUACACAAGACUUGAGGCAAAGAUUGACAGCCGUGGACUCCCUGCUGUGCGGGGCAUUCGCUGGGGCUAUAGCCAAAACAGUCAUUGCACCCCUGGAUCGGACCAAGAUCAUUUUUCAAGUGUCGUCAACCAGAUUCUCUGCUAAGGAGGCCUUCAGACUCAUCUACUGCACCUACAUGAAGGAUGGGCUGCUCGGUCUGUGGAGGGGCAACUCUGCCACCAUGGUGAGGGUGAUGCCCUACGCUGCCAUCCAGUACUGCUCACAUGAACAGUACAAAAGACACCUGGGGGGCUACUACGGCUACCAGGGAAAAGCUCUUCCUCCCUUCCCUCGCCUGCUGGCUGGGUCUCUGGCCGGCAUCACUGCUACUAUGCUCACCUUCCCUCUGGACACGGUGCGAGCCAGGAUGGCAGUCACAGCCAAAGAAAUGUACAGCAACAUCAUGCAUGUGUUCAUGCGGAUCUCGCAGGAGGAAGGUUUUAAGACCCUUUAUAGAGGCUUCACUCCCACUAUCCUGGGUGUCAUCCCGUAUGCAGGCAUCACGUUCUUCACAUAUGAGACCCUCAAGAAGCUUCACACAGAAAGAACCAAGCGAUCCCAGCCGUACCCACAUGAGCGCCUGGCUUUUGGGGCCAGCGCUGGCCUGAUCGGACAGUCUGCCUCAUACCCUCUGGAUGUCGUGCGUCGGCGCAUGCAGACAGCUGGAGUCACAGGUUCGUCGUACGUCACAAUUAUGGGGACCAUGCGUGUGAUUAUAACACAGGAAGGAGUCGUACGGGGACUUUACAAAGGCCUGAGCAUGAACUGGGUGAAAGGGCCCAUCGCUGUUGGGGUCAGCUUCACCACAUUUGACAUGGCACAGGACCUUCUGUUUAAACUGCACAGGAUGAGUUACUCCACCCACUGAAUCAAACGGAAGUGACGGAGAGAUGAAGAACCGCUCGGUUGAGAGGGAUGUCAGAGACGGUGAACUCUGUUAUAUGAGUAGUAAGUUGUUGCACUCAGUCAGGGCUGGACUGUCACCUGCACGCUCCUGUUAGCCUAAAUCAAGAUGUCAGAUGACUGGAUGAUUGGACAGAAAGUCUGCUGUGCAAGAAAACAAAUCACAUGCUUUUGUAAAUGCACAUUCAGGAUUACUUUCACAGGAUGAGGAGACAGAAACGGGAGUCUUUAUAUUGUUGUCCACAUAUUCACAUCUUUGUUUGGAACCAUGGCCCCAUCAGGACGGCUCAAGUGAUCGAAAGAUGAACAAUGGAUGAAGACUGUUGAUAACGCUUGCACUUUAUAAGACCUUCAAUGUUCUUUCAUCUUAAUCUUUACUCUACAGAGAGAACUUGUUUUGUAACUUUUUUGUUGCUUUUUAAUUUUGAGAGAAUUUUUAUUUUUGUGAUAAUCAUAGCGCUUUUACUCUUUAUGAUCAUUUUAAACAGCCUUGUUUUUACAGGGAUACGGUUAGUACUGAAAGUUUUGAUUAUUGUGUUACGUCUCGUUUUAAAUUUCAGUUUCAUGAUGGUGCCAAUGUUGAUUUUAGCUGAAACCGAUGGAGCCAAUGAUUGUAGAAGAAGAAGGUGGUCAUGUCAGCAGUCGCACAGUUUCACUGAGGAUGCACACAAAUAUCUAAUAACUGGAGAAUAAUCAGUAAUGAAAGGAAUAAAUCUUUAUUAAUAUGUAACAAAUUUUCAUUUAUAUACAUAUCAUUAAGGUUUCAUUUUCUAACAGUGCUUACAUUGUUCUGCAAACUGAGUCAUGGCUUUGACUCCACUGUAUCACGUUGUUUACUUUCAAAAUCAGAAUAUACCAAAGCACUUAUAUCAGUCAUAAGUUUCAUGUGAAUAAUAAUUUCACGGCUAAUGUGUGUUUCAAAGUUAACGUUUUGUCCAAAGAUGUAAGUUUACAGUUGUAUCAAACACACAAUGCAAUAAAGUAUCCUUCAAACGCUC